AUGUUUGAAAACAAUGAAGAAAUGAGGGCAAUUGAUGAACGAAAAAAUGGAAAGCAAAUAAGUCAAGAUGAACAUUCGAGAAGCCGAGUGAGUUUUGCGGUGAAGAAUCUCAGCAAUGAAAUGAAAUUGACGUUGCUUGAUAAGCUGGAAGUGGAUGGGGUGAUCAAGCUCGUCCAAAGCAACAAGACGUUCCGACAGACGGUUUUUGCUGAACCAUGGAGAGUUUUUGGGAAGGAAUUUGCUAUGAUUCGAGUCUCAAAGCAUUCACUUGAAGUUCAAAAAGCAGCAAAUAUGGAAACCCUCUACUACAAUGCUGAUUUUCCUAUUUGGCGAUUCGUUCAGCGGCUUCAGUUCGGCAAAUUGCUUGAGGUAAUCUGCCCAGAGUGUGAUGAUCGAUUAUCCCCAGCGCUGGAUGCUUGUUGUCGUCGAUGCCAUCGACAAGAUCCAAACUUUGACCUUCACAAAAUCUUCCCACAACUCAAGCAAAUCGACAAGCUUCGAGUUCAUUUACAUUACAAAACGUUCAAGAAAUUGUUUGCCAAUUUCCAAGCUCAAGUCAUUUCUUCUACUUCUCUAUCCCUUCACGAUAUGGAAAUCCCGCCAACAAAACAGCCAGAGAUUUUUGACAGUUUUUCCAACAACUCUCUGAAGUUUUGCGAGAAAAUUGAGUUAAAUUGCUGGAAUGAUGACCAGUAUGAGCUCUAUCGAGAAGCUCUCGUGAAAACGAGAGUGAAAUUGGUACACAUUGUCCUCUGGCGUGACAUCUAUCGUCAGAUCGUUGAAUCGUUGAAAUCUAAAGGAGUCGCCGGAGCAAAUCCCCAAGCUUCAGCUCUACUCUUUGAGGAAUAUGGCCACUUGUGGGGAGUACUCGAUUUGUUCCAUUCACUACCAGAAAUCAUUGACUCAAAAGAGAUCCUCUACGAAAAAGCCAAGGAAGACUAUCAAAAAUGCAACAAAACUUGUGCUGAUAUUGUGAAAUAUCGAUUCUUUCGACAAUCCGACAAUCGAGGAGGAGAAUGCCUCUGGAUGAUCCCCUGGGAAUCAUCGUAUGGACUCUUUGUGAAGAGAUUUCAAGAU
Mesorhabditis belari is the source of this 1077-nucleotide messenger RNA. The record is from the annotation of a GenBank genome assembly. Lineage: Eukaryota; Metazoa; Nematoda; Chromadorea; Rhabditida; Rhabditidae.